GUCAUUGGUCCUCCUUUUUGCUUGAGCUUUUUCCCGCGCUGUCUUCAACAACAUACCCAAGUGUCAUCUAGGAGCGGAUUAUAACAAGCGAUUUAACAAAAAUAACCUGCUCUAACGCAACACUUACAGCAAACUGCCAGAUAAUGCCGUCUUCAGAUUAUGACCCGGCCAGUUUACCGGACUUAUUGCCGCUGUACUACCGACGGUUGUUCCCUUUCUCCCAGUACUACCGCUGGCUAAACUAUGGAGGAGGUAAGGAAACUCGCAUGCUAUCAGAGCUAGCACACUGUAGUUGAUUGCAGGUCAAACAAACAUGAUAAGAAGUAUUUUUCCUUUUUACCUUUAGUGCACAAGAACUAUUUCCAGAACCGAGAGUUCUCCUUCACCCUCAAAGAUGACAUUUACGUCCGCUACCAGUCGUUCAGCACUCAAGCAGAUCUGGAGAAGGAGAUGCAGAAGAUGAACCCGUACAAAAUCGAUAUUGGAGCUAUAUACAGUCACAGGGUGAGUUUUCAUGCACCUGCUUUUACAGACACUGUCCAAAAGGCCAACUGGAUAAAGUCCUCCUCAUUUGUCAUUUCUACAGCCCAAUCAACACAACACAGUGAAGUCAGGAACCUUCCAGGCUCUGGAGAAGGAGCUGGUGUUUGAUAUCGAUAUGACAGAUUAUGAUGAUGUCAGGAGCUGUUGCAGGUAAAGGACAUUUGUGUGUCAUACAAGCAACUUAUUCCCAGAGUCAAUUGAUUAUCCACAUGAAUCACACUCUGAAACUGUUGUUGUUGUUGUAGUGCUGCGGACAUCUGCUCCAAGUGCUGGACCCUGAUGACCAUCGCCAUUAAGAUCUUGGACAGAGCUCUUAGAGGUUUCUUUGCCCCCUAAUUUUGUGCCAGCCUUUUUUUAUUCAAUUUGAACAAACCGAUAUUUAACCCUUUUUUUUCUUCUUUGUGAUACUUUUAGAGGACUUUGGUUUCCAGCACCUGCUGUGGGUUUAUUCUGGAAGAAGAGGAGUGCAUUGCUGGGUGUGUGAUGAAGCUGCGAGGAAGCUCUCAGUGGCAGCCCGCUCUGCAGUUGCAGAAUACCUCAGCCUGGUUAAGGUAACAGAUCUUUAUAAGCUUGUUUGAGAUUGUUUUUGUGUUAACUACACCGUAGAUCGAAAUUAGAGAGCAACCCACGAUUUCCUAAAUGUCAAGUUCACUGCAUUGUUUUGUUAUAAAAUGAUCCAAACUUUAGUAAAAAAGCUGAAUUUUAAGCAUAAAAGCACUGAUCAAAAUUAGAGAACUCUUUAAGAUACCUCCCAGUUAUGAGUGUUAGUCUGGCACCUGGUGCGUAUGUCUUUAAUUAUCUGACUAACCCUAUUAAACUGGCAGCCUAACUUAUAGUUUUCACUGACUUUACAAGAUGGUGAGCCAUUCUAAAGUUACUGAAAUGCUCCGGCAACAGGUGGUCCAGAUGUAGGCCGAAGGGAUGACCCCGUCAGCAAUAGCAAGAGAAAUUGGUCUUUCCAAAUCUGAUAAACGCUGUAAACUAUAUUUAAGCAGUGUUUGUUGCACGUCUCGGAGUGAUGCGUUCAGGGCAGCCUCGGAUUAAAAAAAUUGGCUGUCUUACUUCCAGUUUUCACUGACUUUACAAGAUGGUGAGCCGCUCUAAAGUUACUGAAACGCUCCAGCAACAGGUGGUCCAGAUGAAGGCCAAAGGGAUGACCCUGUCAGUGAUAGCAAGAAAUAUUGGUCUUUACAAAUCUGUGAUUUCCAGAACAUUACAUCUUUACAAAGGCCUGUACACUUCCUACUAAUGUGUGACUGUCCUUACCUUUUGAUAAUUUUGUUGUAAUCUUUCUUUGUGCUACAAGCAUUGCUGUUCUUUAAUUUUGAUCAUUGUGUUUUCUGCAAAAUGAUGUUUAAUUUGUCAAAAUUCCUUGUUUUGUUGUAAAAUAUUAUUCUAGUGGCACAGUAUUGCCACGACAAACAAGCCCUCGAAUGUUGAGCAAUGAAGAUCAUAAUAUUUUAGAAUAAGUCAAGUGUUCAUGAGUUGUUCUCUAAUUUUGAUCUCCAGUGUAUAUAACUUGUUAUGAGUCCCUGCUCUGGAUCUGAGAGAUAUUAGGAUUGACUUUAUCAAUGUUUUUAUAGGGAGGUGACGAGACGGUGAAGAAAGUUGUGCUGAACGAUCCAAUUCAUCCAUUGAUCAGGUAUGAGUCACAUGAUAUUUUUUGGGUGUUUUUUGAUAACUUUGUCAGAUAAACUGUUUAAGAGUAAUUUUAAUCCCUACAGAGAAUCUUUGACGGUGGUGGAGCACUACUUUCCCCGCUACGCUCUACAGGAUCAGGACAUUCUGGGCCGCAAGGACUCCGUAAAUAAAGUGCUGGGGCUCGUACCUGAAGAUAUCCUGUCUUAGAAUUUGUGCAUUUUCAUAAAAAUCUAAUAUGUUCAUAAAUGUGUGUGUAGAAGAUGUGAAUUCUGCCAAAACAACAGCUAGACUUGACCUUGACCCACUUUAUGUAUACAUGUAAGAAAAGAAUUACAGCAGCGCUUCCAGAAUGAGAGGAAACCUGAAACCCGCUGGGCAUUGAUCGAGGGCCAAGCCGAAAAGAAACAGGUUUGGAUUAUUCUUGCUUUACACAAAACAGAAUUAUAGCUAUUUUAACCUCUUUAACUCUCUAACAUUAUUGAUUUAAAAUAUGCAAUGAGGAUUACAAACAUCAGCAAUCAUACUCUGUCUACCUCAGGCAACUGCAAAAAAGGGCCAGUACUUUGAGAAGGAAAUCAUGCUGCAGUAUUGUUACCCACGGCUGGAUGUGAACGUCAGUAAAGGAGUGAACCAUUUGCUGAAAAGUCCUUUCAGUGUUCAUCCCAAAACUGGUGAGCAUGGCUCUAAUCUAGUCAAGACGGCAAUGGCAGUGAUGUUUCACUGUUAAUCCUCUGGUUUUUCUUGGCACCAUUCAGGGCGCAUCUCUGUCCCCAUGGACCUCAAGGAUUUAGACACAUUUGAUCCUUUUGCUGUGCCCACAAUUAGGUAAGAGUGAAGGAAACAUCUUGCUUUUUGAUAUGUGAAUGUGUGACACGUGUUGGAGCUUUUGUUUUAUAUAUAUUUUUUAGUAUGAUCUGUGAGGAGCUGGAUCGAUCCAGGGCAGGAGAAGAGGAGGAGAAAUCAGAGGACACCAAGGAGAAGGAGGAAGAGACCGCUGCAGCAGAGAAACGGAAGAUCAGAGGUGAAAAUGAAUUUUUGCCUUUGCUUUUUUUACACUUAAACUUUUGUCUUGGGGAAAAUUAAGUUCCUAUGAAUGUUAGAAUGGAUUGGUAUUAUUGGGAUUAAAACUAAUACUCUCCCAAGUAUGAAAAUGUGUUAGCUACUCUUUUUAUUUUAUGUAUAUGCAAUAAUAACAGUCUAAUCAACACUGUCCAGUUCCACAUUGUGAACUUCAUGUGAUAACUCUCUCAUUAUUUAUUUUCCAGAUUACAAGAGAACAAGUUUGGCGAAGUAUGUGAAAUACUUUGAUCAGUUUCUGGAUGGAAUUGCACAGUCCUGGAAAGGAGAACUCAUCAGAAAAAACGGUGAGUUUGUUUUUUAACCAAAAAAAUUAAUCUCUUUUUCAAAGAUUUGCACUUAAUUGUGUAGUAAACUUCCUUUUACUCUUUUUUUUUUUUUUAGAUCUCAAGAAAGAAUUUUAAACAGGAUCAAGAAUCAGAAGAGGGACAUCGAUCGCCCCCUUGGGAGUAAUAACUCGCUCUGUUUGUACACAUGUAUGACUCUUGUUAAAAAAUCAAGACUUUAUUCUAUCCUGACAGUCUGACUUUCUAAAAAAUGCUGAUUUUUAUUUUCUUUUUCUACUUUUUUCCCCACAUGUUGGUGUUGUACAGUCUUUGUGAAAAUAAAUUUGAUAUUUCAACACUUAGAAAAUUGUAAUCCAGUUAUUUUGCACACCAACAGAAGAAGUUUUAAAGGUUGAAGUUGAUAAA
This is a messenger RNA of Xyrichtys novacula (pearly razorfish), 3953 nucleotides long. The record is from the annotation of a GenBank genome assembly. NCBI's taxonomy places the organism in Eukaryota, Metazoa, Chordata, Actinopteri, Labriformes, Labridae.